Molecule: messenger RNA, 2399 nt
Organism: Siniperca chuatsi (mandarin fish)
Lineage: Eukaryota; Metazoa; Chordata; Actinopteri; Centrarchiformes; Sinipercidae
Product: putative nuclease HARBI1
Exons: 4
Coding region: 128-1435 (435 amino acids)
Source: RefSeq, a predicted model, not a curated record
AAGCGGAAGUACGCCAGUUUACAGCAUAUGUUGAAAUGACAGAAGCUGCAACAACACAUGAGCUACUUGAUAUACGUUACUUUCAAGUUAAUGUCUUACGUGCUGCCUCCCGGUUGUACUUGUCAAAAUGGAAGAAGAGGAGCAGCUGCGGUCUUUCAUGUUCCUCAUGACUUACAUGCUGCUGAAGCGCAGGAGAGACAUAAACAACGCAAACAUUCAGAGGCGCAAUGAGAUCCAAAGACGCAUCAGACAUCGGCAGUACUUCUUCCAGCGACAGAGAAGGAUGCUUAUGAUGAUGAUAGCAGGAGGUAUCCGCUCCAACGUCCACAUCCGCACACGCCCCUGGACCACCACUCCAAGCACUGAUUGGUGGGAGCGGGUGGUGAUGACAGAAUUUCAGCCGUCUGAUUGGCUGGAUAAGUUCCGCAUGAGCCGGGAGACGUUCUUCUACCUGUGUGACAAGCUGAGGCCGCGUCUCGCUCGCCAGGACACCAGCUUCCGUCUGGCGCUGCCAGUGGAGAAACGUGUAGCAGUGGCUCUGUGGCGUCUGGCGUCGAACAUCGAAUACCGCACCAUCAGCACCCUGUUUGGUGUGGGGAAGUCCACCGUGUGCAGGUGUGUUAGAGACAUGUGUCACGCCAUCGUGGCGCUCCUCAGCUCCGUCUACCUGCGGUCCCCCAGUGAGCAGGACCUGGAGGAUUCAGCUCAGCUCUUCCUGUCCCAUUGGGGCUUCCCUCACUGUGUUGCUGCCAUUGCAACACUCCACACAGCUAUCAUCACCCCAUCAAACAACGCGUCUGACUAUGCCAACCCCUCUGGCUGGCUCUCAGUGCUGUCUCAGGUGGCUGUUAGUGGCCGGGGGCAGUUCUGGGAUGUAUGUGCCAGUUUCCCAGGUGGGACAGACCCAGCUGACAUCUUACAGAACUCAUCGCUGUGGGCCACGGCUGCAGAGGGUGGACUGUCGCCGGCCCCGCCGCCUGUCUUCAUGGGAAAACCUCUCGGGUAUGUGCUUCUGGGGGAGGCCUGCUACCCUCUGCAGAGCUGGCUAAUGAAGGCCUAUCCUGAGGAAAAGGGCAGGAGGGCAAGCCACACAGCACUGACAGAGUCGCAGCGGCUCUUUAAUCGGCGGCUCACCAGAGCGCUGCAUGUGCCUGAGGAGGCGCUGCUGAGGCUGAGGGCACGCUGGCAGUGUCUGAGCAAGAGGAACGACUGUGGACUGGACGUGGUGCCCACCAUGAUUCUAGCUUGCUGCAUUCUGCACAACAUGUGCGAGUCCCACGGUGACGCCUUCAAGGCAGAGUGGCAGGUGGAGGUGGCCGAGGCAGAGAGCCCUCAGCCCAGCCACAAGCAGCUCCUCUCAACCAGUAUCGACCAAAAUCAUGCUGAGGAGGUGCGACACCUCUUCUGUGACUAUUUUGACCAGCAGAAUAAUUGAAAAAGCUUCUUACACAUAAAGACUAAUGUUAUUGAAAUCCUCGUAAACAUUUGUACUUGUGCUAUUACAGUAUAUUUUUAGCCACACUAGGUUUUACUGUAUGGAUGGUAAUGUUGCUCUGUCAGCAGUGGUUUCAACAUGUAUGCUAACUGUAACCACACAUGUUAAAAUGUAGAAAUGGUAGCAUUGAUCUCAAAGCAUAGUUGAACCUAAAUGAACCAGAGUUGGACAAAGCAAAGCUUAGACUGAUUAAAAAUAAGCUACAUCUCAAAAGGUAGACCUCAGCCUGUCAUAUCAAGUCUGAGAUGUCCUAAACUCUUAAUACAUCCAUGGGAAAAAUACUUUUGAUUUAGGCAGGAACAUGUUUCUACUUUGGUGCCACCAUGUGGCCAAUCUUCAUAUGCUUUGCCCCACUAGCUGUAAGGAUAAGGCAAAAUUGUCUUUUUUCCAUCUAUCAAACAGUUGUUUGACAGAUAGCAUCACAGCCUGGAGGUGCUGCUGGCAUGGCUAUAAACUUGUUCUAUUUAUCAUGACAUUGUGCUCAUUUAUUUAGUUUUGUACAUUUUUAUGCAGUGCAUCAUUGCAUAAAGUCCAGUUUUGGUUAAAGUAAGUUUGUGGUAUAUGGUUUCAUCUGAUCUUUGAUGAUGUCUUAUUACCUAUUAAGCUAACCAGGGUGUAAUGUAAAUGUUAUAUACAAACGUAAAUAUACAAAAUUAUUUUGCUACUUUCCUGGGAACCAAUAUUGCACAGACAGCUCAGUGUUUAUGGAGAUGCAGAUCUCACAUAUUUCUGAAUGCCAAGCGUCCUCCUUUGCAUCCUGGAUUUAUUGAAUGGAAACUGUGAACAGAUGUUACAUGCAACUGUACUCAAAGGCCACAAGAUGUCACUGCUAUCACAGCACACGCCCACCACAGUCGUCGCUAAUAAUUUGUCUUUGAUGCUGCUUGCAUUAUACUGCAGGUUA